Molecule: messenger RNA, 2451 nt
Organism: Eimeria necatrix
Lineage: Eukaryota; Apicomplexa; Conoidasida; Eucoccidiorida; Eimeriidae
Exons: 4
Coding region: 1-2451 (816 amino acids)
Biological process (GO): inner dynein arm assembly; outer dynein arm assembly; cilium movement
Molecular function (GO): protein binding
Source: RefSeq, a predicted model, not a curated record
AUGCCAAACACAAUCGCCUAUACUUGGUCCCAGACACCCACACAACUAUCACUGCGCCUUCGCAUUCCUUCCCUGAAGGCGGAUCUGCACCAACUGCAGCGUAGCACACAGUUGUCUGUUGUUGUUGCCAUUUGUUACGUGCGCGUGUGCUGGCACCCGUGGGUUCUGGAGCUCGACCUUUGGGACGACGUCGUCUUUCAAUCUGCAAAGGUCAUUCCAGGGGCUGAAUGUCUCACCAUUACUGUACCAAAGGCCCAAAAAGGCUUGUGGGGUUCUGUCGCUGCGACUAGUAACCCGCGGCUACAGCAAAAUGACAUACGGCAGCGUAGACAAAGAGCUAUUGCUGAUUACACCCAGUGGCAGGAGCAGUUGAAUCGCGCGCGCGUUGGUGCCAGGGAUGCCCUCAAAGAAGCCCAGCAAAAACGCCUUUGGAAACAACAGAAGGAACAGCGAGAAUGGCAGCAGCGCCAAAAGAGUCUACAGGUGGAACAGGUGCUUCAGCAGAUAGAAGACGAUGAGCGAACAACGCCCGAACAAGAGAAGGCAAAGGUGUCAAAUUCCCAUAAGUGUGUUGACUAUCAAGUGACUGACAUAGAAAUUCACGGCAUUCCCGAGCCACAAGGCAUGCAAACGCCACAGAGUGCUCAAGGAAAGUCCAAACAGUCACAAAAUGGGGUAGAUCCGUGUUUGAUAGCCAGCUGGUGUGAAGAUGCAAACAAGGACUGCGACAGUGAAUGCAAGCUCGGCGCAAGCGUAACCGUUGAUAGUAGCUUCUCCAGCACAAACAGCAAUGCAGCGCUACAGGCAGACCCAAAAACGGCUGCAGACUCUGCAAUGACAUAUGGAACAAACGAGAGGAAAAGAAAUGCGCCAGUUGACUUGUCGGCAGGUCAGAUUGCUUGCGGUGAAUUGCUUUCGGAAUCUGUCCCCGGUUUAGCUUUACUAGCAGCCACAGAAGCUCAUACCACUCAGCCCGUAUCCUGCACAAAAGUACGUGUUUCCUUUGGACCCAGAAGACCAAAUCGAGUCCCAGCAAGAGGCCCCCGCGUCCCACCGCUCCCUCAUACUGGACCAGACCUACGCUGUGGCGGCACUCAUAGGUCAACGCCAAAUGACUUGUCUCGAGUGCUGCAAACUAGCCCACAUUGGUUACAGUCGAAAGCAGCUCGUUUACUGAUGUGCGGAGAUGUAGCAGCAGCGGCUGAGGCGUAUGCAACAAUUCUACAGCUUGCCCAGCAGCAUAGCCAACAUCGUCUUGUAAUUGUCAAGGCUCUUUGUGGACGCAGCCUAGCCAGGCUAGCGUUGGGGGAGAACAGAGAGGCUAUUUCUGACUGCAAAGAAGGAAUGGCAAUUUUGCAGGAACACAUGCGACAAGAAGAAACGGCGGCUGCUGUUGCGGGGCAGCCACUAGAGAAGAGCCUAGAACACAAUGAGUGCAUGCACUUGCAGCGAAUCAUUCUUGCCCGCCAGGCUGCAGCGUUUUUGAGGCUCGACUCCCUUGAAGAGUUACAAGUUAUUGGAAAAGCGAAGGCGGAGGCCGACACAGUACUUCGGUUAGCAUUGGCAGCCAGGCAUAAACUGGCUACCCUGGAAGCGCCAUCAGCAAAUUCCACAGCAGCUGAUCACCAACAAGAUGAAGUAGGGCUUGGAGUAGACUCUGUUACAACGGAGAAAACUGCUACGGGCCAGUGCGCUCUCCUGCUUCGCUGCAUCAGGAUUUACACACACUCACUAGAAAAUCUGCUGGCUCAAGUGUUUUCGAAGUCUGAUCAGCUAGGUCGCAUUGUGACGGUUGAUGACGGCAACUGCCCGUGCGCAGUAUACUCAAUGAAGACUGGCCUAAUAGGACAGCAGGACCCAGCUUCAUCAGCAUCGACUGAAGAGCAAAUCACAUUCACAGAAACUGAAACACACGCCUGCGAAAGAACGAAAAAUGCCACAUCGAAUGCCGAAGAAGCCGACCAGUCUGCUACAAUAAUCAAGUUGUCUCGCCAAGUGGAGGAAGCUGUGAAGGCAUCCGAAUCGGACGGAAGCAACUUCCCAUGCGCCGCAGCAGCAGCAACAGUGAUUGCUAAUAUGACACUGGCCCUAAUGCUGCUGCAGCAGGGGAGCGACAGAACAGCAGCAGAAUCAGCUCUCACAGCUGCGGACGCACUCAUCUGGCAUGUUGAGGAACAACUCCGGUUGCAGCAUGUUCUUAUCCGGCCAACGUUCUCAUGGGCAGAAGAGCAUGGCGAGGACAUCAAGAAGUGCGAGCCAAGCACGGAAGGGACGAUGCAUAAAGGGAUUACGGAUGAAGUUCGCCAGAUGCCUGCUACGCCAGUGAGCCUUCUGCAGCAGGAACACACGCACUUCGAGGUAGCUGCAAAGCUUAAAAUGCUGCCGGGUGACUGUAUUUGUUCCUUGCCCUUGUCCCACUGCAGGCUAACGGGCAGUUCAUGUGGAGACUGA